Aspergillus calidoustus is the source of this 1521-nucleotide messenger RNA. Lineage: Eukaryota; Fungi; Ascomycota; Eurotiomycetes; Eurotiales; Aspergillaceae. The record is from the annotation of a GenBank genome assembly.
AUGCUUCUCCCCGUCCUGGCUCUCCUGGCCGUUCCGGCCUUGGCCGACGACUACCGGCCAGUCUACCACUUCGUCCCCGAGCAAAACUGGAUGAACGAGCCCAAUGGCCUCAUCAAAAUCGACUCCACCUGGCACCUCUUCUACCAGCACAACCCCACCGCCAACAUCUGGGGGAACCUUAAUUGGGGCCACGCCACCAGCAACGACCUCGUCCACUGGACGCACCAGCCCCUCGCAAUCACCGCGGAGAACGGCGUCGAAGCGUUCACGGGCACGGCCUACUAUGAUUCCGAGAAUACAUCUGGUCUCGGUACCGCGGGGAGCCCACCCUAUCUCGCUUACUUUACGGGCUAUUUCCCGUCCAAUGGCACCCAGGACCAGCGGCUCGCCUAUAGCGUGGAUGCCGGCGACACCUGGACCAAGUACCCGGGAAACCCAAUCAUCUCCGCGGCGCAAGAGUCUCCGCACGACGAGACUGGGGGGCUGGAGACGCGUGAUCCCAAGGUGUUCUUCCACGAGCCCUCUGGCAACUGGGUCAUGGUCCUCGCGCACGGCGGGCAGGACAAGCUGACUUUCUGGACCUCGCCUGAUGGCUUGAAGUGGAAGUGGGUGAGCGGUCUCACCGCAGACCAGGUCGCUGGUCUCCCAUCGGGUGUUACGGGGUGGGAAGUGCCAGAUAUGUUCCAGCUGCCUAUUGAGGGCACAGACGAGACAACCUGGGUGCUGAUUGUUACGCCGGCCCAGGGGUCUCCGGCCGGUGGCAACGGUGUGUUUGCCUUGACGGGCUCUUUUGACGGGACGUCGUUCCAGCCUGAUGAUGUGGACACGUCCACGCUGUGGCUCGAUCACGGCCGGGACUUUGACGGCGCCUUGAGCUGGGAGAACGUCGAGGCCUCCGACGGUCGACGCAUCCUCGCUGCCAUUGCCAACAGCUACGGCGCCAGCCCGCCGACCAACACGUGGAAGGGGAUGCUUUCGUUCCCCCGGACUCUUGCACUCCACCAGAGCGGAUCCAGGAAAUACUUUGUCCAGCAGCCCGUCAGCGAAUUGGGCACAGUCAGCUCUUCGCUGGCCACGAUCCAGAACCAGACCAUUACCCCGGGUCAGGUCCUCCUCUCGUCAGUGCAUGGAACGGCGCUGGAUAUGCAGCUUACCUUCACGCCCAACACGGACUCCGUGCUAGAACUCGCGGUGCGCAAGGCCGGCUCGCAGGAAACCAUUAUUCGGUACGACAGCUCCAACGAGACCCUCGCCGUGGACCGGACAGCCAGUGGAGACACAUCGUAUGACCCGGCCGCAGGAGGUGUCCACACCGCGCCGCUUGUUCCAGAUGCCUCGGGGGUGGUCCGGAUCCGGGUUCUCGUCGAUACUUGCUCGGUCGAGGUUUUUGGUGGGGACGGCGAGGUGGUCAUCUCGGACUUGAUCUUUCCGGACGAGGCGGCGGAUGGCCUGGCACUGCAGGUCAUCGGGGGGUCAGCGGCGUUGCGCUCUGUGCAGGUGAACGGGAUCGCGCUGGACUAG